Messenger RNA from Chrysoperla carnea, 2639 nucleotides. RefSeq lists its product as uncharacterized. The record is from RefSeq and is a predicted model, not a curated record. NCBI's taxonomy places the organism in Eukaryota, Metazoa, Arthropoda, Insecta, Neuroptera, Chrysopidae. The transcript has 3 exons. The coding region runs from base 60 to 2585 and encodes 841 amino acids.
UUUUUAAAUUUUAUUGAUAUUAUUUUUCGAAAAAAUCCAUAAAUUAUCACAGCUUAGGUAUGCAGAUUGGCGGUUGUAUAAUGGAGACGGGUGAAAUCCCUCUAGAUGAUAUGGGUGUUAUUGUUAAACGUGAACCAAAAGAAUCAUCACCAUCGGUAUCGCUUGAAGAAAAUGGCAUUGAUGGUAUUGAAUCUCCAGAUAUUGAUCGUUGGAGUCUUGGCAGUUUUACUAUCAAAAAUGAAUCACCAUCAUAUAAUGAAAUUGAUGCGGCAACAGAUAUCUCUGAUACAAACAUCGACGAAGAUAUAAUUCAACCGAUUGUAUCUGUAUCUGUAAUCCAUAAAAAUGAAAAUCAUUCAAAAAAGUCCAACACAUCAGCAACCAAACAUGAAUUACAUCAAAUCAAAAAAUUACAAAUGAAAAAACAAUUAAAAUUUCAUUUAGAAUCACCAGCAUCAGCGAAAAAAAACCAUUUACAAGAUGAAAUUUAUAAACAACAAAAUGCAUUAAUACAAAAAGAAGAACGUAAUAAAUUCUUUGAUACAGAAAAAUUAUCAAAAAUGUUUUCAAUAAUUGCACCAAAACGUGAAAUCAUUGAGCCUGAAACAACCAUCACAUCUGCUAGAGAAAAUAAUUUAGAAAGUUUACCAAAUGAAUCAAUAAAAAAUUGGUUACAACGGAUAACACAAUUACAACAAAAUAAUCGCCCAACAUCAUCGUCAACAAAUAAUCAUAAUAUAUUGGAAAUAACACCUGAAAUCAAUAUAAAACAACAUUCUCUGCCACUCCUGACAACAACAUCUGCACAAACAAAAUUAAUAACAGACCCUAAAAGGAAGAUCCAGUCCGCCUCAACAAAUAUUAUCAUCCCACCUCAACAAGCACCUCGAGUUGUCAAUUAUCGUGAUCUACCUUAUAUGGGUGAAAUGACAUUAGAUAAUUGUAAACCAAGACGUGGACGUAAACCUAAAAAAGCUGAUAUAUGUCAUUUAAUUUAUAAAAAUUACGGUACAAUCAUACCAGGCAACCCACAAAAUGAACCAAAUAAUCUUAUUACAACAACACAAAUAACAAAUAACAAUAAUUUAAUUGAAAAUAAUGAAAAAAAAUUAGAAAAUUCAACAUGUCGAAGUGAUGUACAAAAUAAAAUUAUUAGUAGUUUAUUAGAAAAACGUUUAACAUUAGAAACAAAACGAACUAAAGAAACAAUAGCACGUGAAUUAAAAAUUAAACCGGAAGAAAAAUUAACAACAACUCCAGUUUCAACAACUACACCGAAUAAAGGUGAAGAGCCAUUAAAUUUAUGUAUCCGGGAUUUAAAUCAAUUAAAAAUUCGAUUAUUAAGACGACAUGAUAAUAUUUAUGAAUCUCAACAAAAACCAAAAAUCAAACAAAUUGAAGUUAAAUCCGAACCACAAAGUGACGAUGAUGAAGAUGAUGUUGAAUUUAUUACCGAAACUAAAACACCAACAAGUCCAAUUUCACCGGAAAAUAUUAAAGAACCAAUUGAUAAUGAUUCAGCAUCCUCUUAUGUGCUAUGGCCGAAUUCCAAUGGUGUUUUUGUUCAUCCAAUGGCAUUACAAUCACAAAUGUUAUAUUAUCAAAAAUUAGUAACCAAUAAUAACAAUAAUAAUUAUAUUUUACCAAAUUCUCGACCAUCGAGUAAUGCGUCCAGUAAUAGUUCUAUAACAAUUACAAAGAAACCAGAAAAUGUUCCCGUAGAGAAUCAUGAGAAUAAAGUAAAACGUAGCAAUAGUAAUACUCCAUCAAAUAAUUCAACAGCGCCACCAACGAAAAGAAAACGUAGCGCAAUUUUCAUUCCACCAAUUCCAACAGAAAAUCAAACAAAUCCAGCUACCGAGGUCAGUAUUUGUAAAUUUAAAUUUACAGGCGGUGCAAAACCAAGUUUACAAGAGAAAAAAAUGUUAUCAGUUGAUUCUGGUGGUAAUUUUCGUUACUAUAGUGGUACUGGCGAUAAAAGUAUGCGUGGUUAUGAAUUUUUCCCGCGUGAAACAUUACAACAACAAGCCAUUGGACAGAAUACAUCAAGUUCUGGUGUUUUUUUAAAUGCAAGUGGGGAAAAAAUACAACUACCAGCGAAUCUUGAAGAAAAUUCACCAGGUAUACGUCCACAUUUUUUAUUAUCUGGUGAUCCAUUAUUAUUAAAUACCGAUUUAAACACUCAACAGUCAUUGAAUGCAGCAGAACUACGGCAGAAAAAAAGAAAAACACGCAAAUCAAUACAACGGGAAAAAUUAGAGCAAACAUUUAAAGAAAAGGGUUUUCUAAUACAAACACAACAGUUAGAAUCAGCUGAAGGUGCAACUUAUUGUAAAUUUAGACAGUUAAGAAAAUUUACACGUUAUCUAUUCCGUAGUUGGAAAGAUUAUUUACCGGGUAAUGUGCGUGACAUGCAAAAUAUGGAAAAUAUGGCGGCUGUGGGUGAUGCUAAUCAUUUAGUGACUGAUAAAAGUGAUGACGAUGAAUAUGAUAUUCUUAGUAAUCAGGGACCAAUUGUAGAUGAAAUUAGUGGAUCAAAUAGUGAUUUAACAAUAAAUUUACCUGAUAGAACUGAUAGUCCUUAAAGUUAAUAAUUCAAUAUUUUUUAAAAUAUCAUUUGUAAAUAUUUUAUAUUUAUA